AUGUAUAUUCCACAGAAGCGAGAACUGUCAAUCAUCACGGAUCAUUGGAACAUGCCCUACGUUACCCUCGACGCCGCUGGAAUAGUCGCGCUUGCCGACUUGGACAUCAUUGCUCGACGUACUGCCUUGUCUGGGACUUCACGCUUCGCCGAUAUCCUCGUACUUUGCCCAGGUCUCCACACACAACAAUCGGCAAGCGGAUUGAAUCGCGGAGAGUUUCCAGCAUGUGCGGCGAUGACCACAGGCUAUGCCUUUCGAGUCGAGAACCCUGCGACUGUGGCAUUUCUUCAGAGCGUGGCACGAACAGGGCAGUUGACUACCGUCAAUGUCGAAUACGCCAAAAGCCAUUGCGAAGAAUGGACGACCAUCAGACUCUUUUGCAGGACUUUCCCUUAUGCUUUCUGCUGCAUCCUUACUGUGUCUACCCUCAUCGUGUUCGCUCUGCUCCGGGACUGGUGGGCGGUUACGUCCGUGAGCAUCUUGAUGUUCGCACGACUAUGCAAUGUGUUUGUCGUCAAGAAGCGUGUCGAAAGAGCUGGCGAGUGGAAAGGUGCUAGCGAGCCUGGUGUCAAAGGAGACUUGCUUGUCCUUCUGAGCCAGGACCGCUGGAUCAGGAUACAAGGCGCCGUCGAUGACCUCAAAGCGGUUACGUCUGGGCAAUGGCUAGCGGAGAUGACGCCACUUGAAAGCGCUGUUUCCGCUUUAGCAACAAUGCUCGUCUACUUGGACGCGGCAUUGACGAGCAAUGCCACGCAACUAGGCAAGAUUCUGCUCCUGGUUCUGUUGAUAGGCUCUGCUGGAUUUCUGGCCAUAGCCAACGAGCAGACCGAGGCUCUACAUAUGCACGGCCGCGUGUUGCAAGUUCAGAAAGAACGGAAGUCGUAUGAUCGAAGGCUGUCUAUGGCAAAAGAGCUCAUAGAUGUCUCAGGAAGAUCUGAUUGGGCUCUGAAACUCGGUCUGGUGAAUGAGAGUGACUGCGACGAGAAGUGUUCUAGUGCCAAUUCUUCUGUAAUCAUGUAG
Molecule: messenger RNA, 1020 nt
Organism: Aureobasidium pullulans EXF-150
Lineage: Eukaryota; Fungi; Ascomycota; Dothideomycetes; Dothideales; Saccotheciaceae
Exons: 2
Coding region: 1-1020 (339 amino acids)
Source: RefSeq, a predicted model, not a curated record